AAAUCAAUGCAUUUGAGGGCUAACAAAUGAUUUAGAAACAAAAUUAAACAGAAAACAUUGUGUAUCAACAUUAUUUAUGGCAGGUCAUCAGGACCCAAAUCUCCUGCACCCAGCUGUGUGUCCAUGAAGAGUGAUCGGUCAAAGGGACAGGGCCCCCUCUUCAGUGGUGAAGACAUGGAUCCUGAUCGCAGGUCAUCAAGACCCAAAUCUCCUGCACCCAGCUGUGUGUCCAUGAAGAGUGAUCGGUCAAAGGGUCAGGGCCCCCUCUUCAGUGGUGAAGACAUGGACCCUGAUCGCAGCAUCCAGCAGGGGCAGCAAAGAGCUAGGCAAACACCAACAGAGGACUUGGCUGCCAUAUUUCAGAGGCUUGAGCAGCACAUCAUCACCUUCAUGAAGAAGGAACUCAAGAGACUGAGGAAGCUGCUGAGUCAUGAUUACCCAGAAUGCCCCAGUGUUGAGGAGGAAGAGGAGGAGAAUGAGGGCCAGAGAGGUGCCAGAGACGGAGCUCUGAGUAUUGCAGUGCACAUCCUGAGGGAGAUGAGCCAGGAGACCCUCGCUGAGCAGCUGGAGAAACAUGGGCUGUUUCCAAGAUGCCAACAAGAACUCAAACAUCGUCUUUCUAAGAAGUUCAAAAGUGUAUUUGAGGGCAUCCCAAGGCAGGGGGAAAGUGCAUCUCUGGAAAAGAUCUACACAGAGCUCUACAUCACAGAGGGGGAAUGUGUUGAGGUCAGUACUGAGCAUGAGGUCAGACAGAUUGAGAUAGCAUCCAAGGCACAAGUAACAAAGGCGGAAACACCAAUCAAAUACACUGACAUCUUCAAGGCCUUACCUGGAAAAGACAAACAAAUCAGAACAGUGAUGACGAAGGGGGUAGCUGGAAUUGGGAAGACAGUCUCUGUGCAGAAGUUCAUUCUGGACUGGGCUGAAGGAAAAGCCAAUCAGGAUAUUCACUUCCUGUUUCCUGUGCCUUUUCGGGAGAUAAACCUGAUGAAAGAAAAGGAAUACACUCUCAUGGAAUUCAUUCAUCACUUCUUCAGUGAAACGCGUGACCUCAUCUUCUCCAUUGAUGACAAAUACAACAUCGCCUUCAUCUUUGAUGGUCUGGAUGAAAGCAGGCGUCCUCUGGAUUUCCAGGAUAAUGAAUGCAUCUACAAUGUAUCGGAACCUGCCACAGUGGAUGUCCUUCUCACAAACCUCAUCAAGGGAAAUUUGCUUCCCUUUGUGCAAGUUUGGAUCACCUCUCGACCAGCAGCAUCCAGUCAGAUCCCUCCAGAGUGUGUGGACCAGGUGACAGAAGUGCGGGGUUUCACAGACCCACAGAAGGAGGAGUAUUUCAGGAAGAACAUCAAUGAACAAGAAAUGGCCAGCAGAAUCAUCACACACCUUAAGUCAUCCAGGAGCCUCUACAUCAUGUGCCACAUUCCAGUCUUCUGUUGGAUGGCAGCCACUGUUCUGGUUUCUAUCCUGACUGAAGGCAAGACGGAUCAGAUUCCAGUUUCCUUGACCCAGAUGUACAUACAUUUCCUGAUCAUACAUGCCAAGCACAUUAGUCAGAAGUACAAGGACAUCUGGAACCAGACGACCGUUUUGUCCUUGGCCCGAUUGGCCUUCCAGCAGCUGGAGAAGGGUAAUCUGAUCUUCUAUGAAGAGGACCUGAGAGAGUGUGGCAUGGAUUCCAAUAAGGCCAAAGAGGCCUCCGUAUACUCAGGAGUCUGCACCCAGAUCUUCAGGGAGGAGUCUGGGCUUUAUCAGCAGAAGGUGUUUUGCUUUGUUCAUCUGAGCAUUCAGGAGUUCCUUGCAGCUUUAUAUGUGUUUCUGAGCUUUAGCAUUAGAAAUACACCUCCCAGUCCCCAACCCUCUCAGUUUCAACAGCUGCUCAGCGCAAAGGAAUUCCAUGAGCUACACCAGACUGCUGUGGAUCUGGCCUUAGGGAACGAACAUGGACACCUGGACCUUUUCCUGAGGUUUCUUCUGGGCCUCUCACUGGAGUCCAAUCAGAAACUCUUACAUGAUCUCCUACCACAGAUAGGAAGCAGCUCACGGGACACAGAGAAAACAAUCAAGUACAUCAAGCAGAAGAUCACAGAAGAACGCAACCCAGAGAGAUGCAUCAACCUGUUCCACUGCCUGAAUGAACUGAAUGACCACUCUCUGGUAGAGGAGGUCCGGGGGUACCUGCAUAGGGGAAAUAGACACAAUAAAGAGCUCUCUCUUUCCCAGCUGUCAGCUCUGGCCUUUGUGAUGCUCGUGUCAGACCAGGACGUGGAGGAGUUUAAUCUGUGGGAUUAUGGAUCUAAUGCCAGAUCAGAUGCAGGUCUGCUGAGGAUGCUGCCAGUGGUCAAAAUAUCAAGAACAGUGAAGCUGGAGAAUUGUAACCUCACAAAGUUGAGCUGUUCAUCUCUAGCUUCAGCUCUCAGCUCAAAGCCUUCCAGUCUGAGACAGCUGUACCUGAAUGGGAAUAUGCAACUGGGUGAUUCAGGAGUGAAGCUGCUGUCUACUGGAUUGGAGCAUCCAAACUGUAGACUGGAGACACUGAAACUUAAUGAUUGCAGUAUAACAGAAGAGAGCUGUGCUGCCCUUACUUCAGCUCUGAUCUCAAAUCCCUCAUCACACCUGAUAAAGCUGCAUCUGAGUAGUAAUACACUAGGAGACUCUGGAGUGAAGCAGCUCUCUGAUCUACUCAGGAAUCCAGACUGUAAACUACAGGCACUUAAGCUUAUUUACUGCAGUAUAACAGCAGAGGGCUGUGCUGCUCUGGCUUCAGGUCUGACAUCAAACCCCUCAUCACACCUGGUGGAGCUGACUCUGGAUCAUAAUGAAGUAGGAGACUCUGGGGCAAAGCAGCUCUCUGAUCUACUCAGGAAGCCAGACUGUAAACUACAGGCACUUAGGCUUAGGCGGUGCAGUAUAACAGCAGAGGGCUGUGCUGCUCUGGCUUCAGCUCUGGCAUCAAACCCCUCAUCACACCUGUCAGAGCUGCAUCUGGAUAAUAAUGAACUAGAAGCCUCAGCAAUGCAGCAGAUCUCUGCUCUGGUGAAAGAUCCAAAAUCCAAAAGGAAGUCAUGUGAGUAA
This is a messenger RNA of Engraulis encrasicolus (European anchovy), 3072 nucleotides long. RefSeq names its product NACHT, LRR and PYD domains-containing protein 3-like. The record is from RefSeq and is a predicted model, not a curated record. Bases 124 to 3072 code for a protein of 982 amino acids. Gene Ontology annotation, molecular function: protein binding. Gene Ontology annotation, biological process: intracellular signal transduction. The transcript has 9 exons. Lineage: Eukaryota; Metazoa; Chordata; Actinopteri; Clupeiformes; Engraulidae.